Messenger RNA from Closterium sp. NIES-65, 1020 nucleotides. The record is from the annotation of a GenBank genome assembly. Lineage: Eukaryota; Viridiplantae; Streptophyta; Zygnematophyceae; Desmidiales; Closteriaceae.
AUGACGACCGCCGCGCCUGCGUGGAGGAUGAAGUUCUACCCCUUGUGGCCCGAGCUGAGAGAAAUGAUUGCAGAGAAGUACGCGGAAGCUGGCGUGGGGAAGGACAUAUUCUACUAUGUCAUCUGCAUGUUCCCUGGAAAGGAAAACCUGGCCAUGCGCAAGGCGUCAGAGCGGCGGAGCAAUUACAACGGCGAUAUCAAGACUUACGGGCGCGGCCCGGGCGGGUGCGUCCCAGAGAGUAAAUGGAAGGAGUUGGCGGACGAAGGAGUGGCGCCGCAGUGCAGCAGGUCCCCUUCGGAGUGGACCCUGUUCUACCUUCAUGUGGUGCCCACGGCAGUGGCCACAUCGCUUGACAUUGCCCUCUCCAGCUUCUCCCUCGCGCUCGUCACCCGGACCUUCUACUCCAUGUGGCGUGUGGUGCUCCCAGUGGUGGGGGAGACGGAGUUUGAGCUGCUGGGCUUCAUCCUCGUCAUGCUGGCCUCAUUCAUGGCGGGUCUCCGAUGGGUGCUGCUGCAAGUGCUCCUCCAGCCCCAGCUCCACAGUGCCUGUGUGCUGUGCUUGCUCUCCCACACGCCACAAUCCUCCGGUUUCUCACCCUUCCUCGCAUAUUUGCUAUGGUCACGCCAUCCUCAUGCCACUAUCUCCUUCUCAGUCCUCCUAGUUCCCCUUGCCUCCCACCAACCGCAAGUCCGCCCUCCCUCUACCCCAACAGGCCUGACCAACCCGCUGCUCACGUUGCUGCAGUAUCUGGCGCCCGUGAUGGCGCUUGUGUGCGGCAUCUUCUCGCUGCUGCACGAGCCGUGGUCCUCGCUCGCCUCCUUGCCCUACUUUGACACGUGGCCUCACGCCCUCUGGACCCUCGCCGUCAUGCCCGUGGGGGGCGUCCUCGCCUUCUGCAUGGUGGGCUGUCGCGCAACAAGGCACGUGAGUCUGAAGGCCAUCGGGUGCACGCGCUCAGUGAUGAGCUCCUCCCUCACCACCCGGGGGCAGGCCCUCGGACCAACUCUAGCUGCCUUUUGA